This is a messenger RNA of Sorex fumeus (smoky shrew), 13753 nucleotides long. RefSeq names its product dystrophin (gene DMD). The record is from RefSeq and is a predicted model, not a curated record. Gene Ontology annotation, biological process: synaptic signaling. Gene Ontology annotation, cellular component: plasma membrane. The coding region runs from base 180 to 11225 and encodes 3681 amino acids. Gene Ontology annotation, molecular function: protein binding; zinc ion binding. Lineage: Eukaryota; Metazoa; Chordata; Mammalia; Eulipotyphla; Soricidae. The transcript is spliced from 79 exons.
AUCUUGGAGACAAUUGGCUUCGGAAGAAAACUAAUAGGGAAAACUGAUUAUUAUUUUUCUUAAGGCUGCUGAUGUUUAUUGGCUUCUCAUCACUCCUAAAUCUACUACUGGAGAAAUAAAGUUGGAAGAAAGUUUACCAAGAUUUUUAUUGCUGCCUUGAUACACUCUUUUCUCCCCAAAUGAUUUGGUGGGAAGAAGUAGAGGAUUGUUAUGAAAGAGAAGAUGUUCAAAAGAAAACAUUCACAAAAUGGAUAAAUGCACAAUUUUCUAAGUUUGGAAAGCAGCACAUUGAGAACCUCUUCAGUGACUUCCAGGAUGGGCGACGCCUCCUAGACCUUCUUGAAGGCCUGACAGGGCAAAAACUGCCACAAGAAAAAGGAUCCACAAGAGUUCAUGCCCUGAACAAUGUCAACAAGGCACUUCGGGUCUUGCAGAAAAAUAAUGUUGAUUUAGUGAAUAUUGGAAGCACUGACAUAGUAGAUGGAAAUCAUAAACUGACUCUUGGUUUGAUUUGGAAUAUAAUCCUCCACUGGCAGGUAAAAAAUGUAAUGAAAAAUAUCAUGGCUGGAUUGCAACAAACCAACAGUGAAAAGAUUCUCCUGAGCUGGGUCCGACAAUCAACUCGUAAUUAUCCACAAGUUAAUGUCCUUAACUUCACCACCAGCUGGUCGGAUGGCCUGGCUUUGAAUGCGCUCAUCCACAGUCAUAGGCCAGACCUGUUUGAUUGGAAUAGUGUGGCUGGUCUGCAGUCAGCCACACAACGUCUGGAACAUGCAUUCAGCAUUGCCAAACAUCACUUAGGCAUAGAGAAGCUACUGGAUCCUGAAGAUGUUGCCACCACUUAUCCAGAUAAGAAGUCCAUCUUAAUGUAUAUCACAUCACUGUUCCAAGUUUUGCCUCAGCAAGUGAGCAUUGAAGCCAUCCAGGAAGUGGAAAGGUUGCCAAGGACAACAUCGAAAGUUACUAGAGAAGAACAUUAUCAGUUACAUCAUCAAAUGCACUAUUCUCAACAGAUUACAGUCAGUUUAGCACAAGGCUAUGAGCGAACUCCAUCAUCACCGAAGCCUCGCUUCAAGAGCUAUGCCUACACACAGGCUGCUUAUGUCACCACCUCUGAUGCCACACGGAGCCCGUUUCCAUCAAAGCAUUUGGACGCUCCUGAAGUCAAGUCAUUUGGAAGUUCAUUGAUGGAAACUGAGGUAAACCUGGACAGUUACCAAACAGCUUUAGAAGAAGUACUCUCAUGGCUUCUUUCAGCAGAGGACACAUUGCAAGCACAAGGAGAGAUUUCUAAUAAUGUAGAAGAAGUGAAGGAACAAUUUCAUACUCAUGAGGGGUACAUGAUGGAUUUAACAUCCCAUCAGGGACGGGUUGGAAAUGUUCUGCAAUUGGGAAGUCGGCUCAUUGGAACAGGGAAAUUAUCAGAAGAUGAAGAAACGGAAGUUCAAGAACAAAUGAAUCUCCUCAACUCAAGAUGGGAAUCUCUCAGGGUGGCUAGCAUGGAAAAGCAAAGCAAUUUACAUAAGGUUCUAAUGGAUCUACAAAAUCAGCAACUAAAAGAAUUAAAUGACUGGCUAACAGCAACAGAGGAGAGAACAAGGAAAAUGGAGAAGGAGCCCCUUGGACCUGAUCUUGAGGAUCUAAAACGCCAAGUACAACAGCAUAAGGUGCUUCAAGAAGAUCUAGAGCAGGAACAAGUCCGGGUCAAUUCCCUCACUCAUAUGGUGGUGGUAGUUGAUGAAGCUAGUGGAGAUCACGCAACGGCUGCUCUGGAGGAACAACUUAAGGUAUUGGGAGAUCGCUGGGCGAAUAUCUGUAGGUGGACAGAAGACCGCUGGGUUCUUUUACAAGAAGUCCUCCUGAAGUGGCAACGCUUCACUGAGGAGCAAUACCAUUUCAGUUCAUGGCUUUCAGAAAGAGAAGAGGCAGUCAACAAGAUUCACACCACCGCCUUUACGGAUCAAAGCGAAAUGUUAUCAAGUCAUCAAAAACUAACUGGUUUAAAAGCAGAUUUAGAAAACAAAAAGCAAACCAUGGACAAACUCCGAUCACUCAACCAAGAUCUUCUUUCAACACUGAAAAAUAAAGCGGUCGCCCAAAAGAUGGAAGCGGGACUGGAGAGCUUUGCCCAGCGCUGGGAUAAUUUAGCUAAAAAAGUGGAAAAGAGCUCAGCCCAGAUUUCACAGGCUGCCACCACCACUCAGCCAUCACUAACACAGACAACUGUAAUGGAAACAGUAACUAUGGUGACGACACAGGAACAGAUCCUGGUAAAGCAUACCCAAGAGGAACUCCCACCAGCAGCACCACCCCAAAAGAAGAGACAGAUAAUCCUGGAUUCUGAAAUUAGGAAAAGGUUGGAUGUCGAUAUAACUGAACUUCACAGUUGGAUUACUCGUUCAGAAGCAGUGUUGCAGAGUCCUGAAUUUGCAAUCUAUCGGAAGGAAGGCAACUUCUCAGACCUAAAAGAAAAAGUCAAUGCCAUAGAACGAGAAAAAGCCGAGAAGUUCAGAAGACUGCAAGAUGCCAGCAGAUCAGCACAGGCCCUGGUGGAACAGAUGGUGAAUGAGGGUGUUAACGCUGACAGCAUCAAACAAGCCUCAGAACAACUGAACAACCGGUGGAUCGAGUUCUGCCAAUUGCUAAGUGAGAGACUUAACUGGCUGGAGUAUCAGAACAACAUCAUCACUUUCUAUAAUCAGCUACAACAAUUGGAGCAGAUGACAACUACUGCUGAAAACUGGUUGAAAACCCAGCCCACCUCCACAUCAGAUCCAACAGCAAUUAAAAGCCAGUUAAAGAUUUGUAAGGAUGAAGUCGACAGGCUGUCUGCUCUUCAGCCACAAAUUGAGCGAUUAAAAAACCAAAGCAUCACCCUGAAAGAGAAAGGUCAAGGGCCAAUGUUCCUGGAUGCAGACUUUGUGGCCUUUACAAAUCAUUUUAACCAAGUCCUUGCUGAUGUGCGGGCCAGAGAGAAAGAACUACAGACAAUUUCCGAUGCUUUGCCACCCAUACGCUAUCAGGAGACCAUGAGCACCAUCGUGACCUGGAUCCAGCAAUCAGAAACAAAACUCUCUAUACCUCAGGUUACUGUGACUGAGUAUGAAGUCAUGGAGCAGAGGCUGGUGGAAUUACAGGCUUUACAAAGCUCUCUCCAAGAUCAACAGAGUAGCCUAAACUAUCUCAGCACCACUGUGGAAGAGAUGUCAAAGAAAGCACCCUCUAAUAUUAGCCGGAAAUAUCUGUCCGAAUUUGAAGAGAUCGAGGGCAGAUGGAAGAAGCUGUCCUCCAAGCUGGCAGAAAAUUGUCACAAGUUAGAGGACCAUAUGACUAAACUCCGAAAAAUUCAGCAUCACAUAACAACCCUGAAGAAAUGGAUGGCUGAAGUUGAUGUUUUCCUGAAGGAAGAAUGGCCUGCAGUUGGGGAUCCAGAAAUUCUUAAAAAGCAACUGAAGCAGUGCAGGCUUCUUGUCAGUGAUAUUCAGACAAUCCAGCCUAGUCUAAACAGUGUCAACGAAGGUGGGCAGAAGAUAAAGAGUGAUGCAGAGCCAGAGUUUGCUGCUAAACUUGAGCUGGAACUCAAAGAGCUUAAUAGUCAGUGGGACCACAUGUGCCAGCAGGUUUAUGCCAGAAAAGAAGCCUUAAAGGGAGGUUUGGACAAAACUGUAAGCCUUCAGAAAGAUUUAUCAGAGAUGCAUGAAUGGAUGACACAAGCUGAAGAAGAGUACUUGGAGAGAGAUUUUGAAUAUAAAACGCCAGAGGAAUUACAAAAAGCAGUUGAUGAGAUGAAGAGAGCUAAGGAAGAGGCACAGCAAAAAGAAACAAAAGUGAAACUUCUUACUGAGUUUGUCAAUGACGUCAUUGCCCAAGCACCACCCGCAGCACAAGAGGCCUUAAAAAAGGAACUUGAAACUCUAACUACCAACUACCAGUGGCUCUGCACCAGGCUGAAUGGGAAAUGCAAGACUUUAGAAGAAGUUUGGGCAUGUUGGCAUGAGUUAUUGUCAUAUUUGGAGAAGGCAAACAAGUGGCUAAAUGAAGUAGAAUUGAAACUUAAAACCACUGAAAAUAUUCCAGGUGGAACGGAGGAAAUCGCAGAGGUUCUAGGUUCGCUUGAACAUUUGAUGCAGCAUUCAGAUGAUAACCCAAAUCAGAUCCGCGUAUUGGCACAGACCCUAACAGAUGGUGGUGUCAUGGAUGAACUGAUCAAUGAGGAACUUGAGGCAUUUAAUUCUCGUUGGCGAGACCUACAUGAAGAGGCCGUGAAAAGGCAAAAGUUGCUUGAACAGAGAAUCCAGACUGCACAGGAGAUUGAAAAAUCCUUACACUUAAUUCAGGAGUCCCUCUCAUCCAUUGACAAGCAGUUGGCAGCUUAUAUUGCCGACAAAGUGGAUGCAGCUCAAAUGCCUCAGGAAGCCCAGAAAAUCCAGUCGGACUUGACAAGUCAUGAGAUCAGUUUAGAAGAAAUGAAGAAGCAUAACCAGGAAAAGGAGACUUCCCAAAUGGUGUUAUCUCACAUUGAUUUGGUACAGAAACAAUUUCAAGAUGUUUCCUUGAAGUUUCGCUUAUUCCAGAAGCCAGCCAAUUUUGAACAGCGUCUACAAGAAAGUAAGAUGAUUUUAGAUGAGGUGAAGACACACUUGCCUGCAUUGGAAAUUGAGAGUGUGGAACAGGAAGUAGUACAGUCACAAUUGAAUCAUUGUGUGAACUUGUAUAAAAGUCUGAGUGAAGUGAAGUCUGAAGUGGAAAUGGUGAUCAAAACUGGACGUCAGAUUGUUCAGAAGAAACAGACAGAAAACCCUAAAGAGCUUGAUGAAAGGAUAACGGCUUUGAAAUUGCAUUAUAAUGAGCUGGGAGCAAAGGUAACAGAAAGAAAGCAACAGUUAGAGAAAUGCUUAAAAUUGUCCCGCAAGAUGCGAAAGGAAAUGAAUGCCUUGACAGAAUGGCUGGCAGCUACAGAUAUGGAAUUGACAAAGAGAUCAGCAGUCCAAGGAAUGCCUAGCAAUUUGGAGUCUGAGGUCGCCUGGGGAAAGGCUACUCAGAAAGAAAUUGAGAAACAGAAAGUUCACCUAAAGAGUGUGACAGAAGUGGGAGAGUCAUUGAAGACACUUUUGGACAAGAAGGAGACCUUGGUGGAGGAUAAACUGAGUCUUCUGAAUAGUAACUGGAUAGCUGUUACUUCCAGAGCAGAAGAGUGGUUAAACCUUUUGUUGGAAUACAAGAAACACAUGGAAAACUUUGACCAGAAUGUGGAUCACAUCUCAAACUGGAUCAUUCGGGCUGAGAAACUUUUGGAUGAGUCUGAGAAAAAGAAACCUCAGCAGAAAGAAGACAUACUUAAGCGUUUAAAGGCUGAAAUGAAUGACGUUCGCCCAGUAGUGGACUCCACGCGUGACCAAGCAACCACCCUGAUGGCCAACCGCGGCGACCACUGCAGGAAAGUAGUAGAGCCCAAAAUCUCAGAGCUCAACCAUCGAUUUGCAGCCAUUUGUCAAAGAAUUAAGACUGGAAAGGCCUCCAUUCCUUUGAAGGAAUUGGAGCAGUUUAACUCAGAUAUACAAAACUUGCUUGAACCACUGGAGGCUGAAAUUCAGCAGGGGGUGAAUCUGAAAGAGGAAGACUUCAAUAAAGAUAUGAGCGAAGACAAUGAGGGUACUGUAAAAGAAUUGUUGCAAAGAGGAGACAACUUACAACAAAGAAUCACAGAUGAGAGAAAGCGAGAGGAAAUAAAGAUUAAACAGCAGCUGUUACAGACAAAACAUAAUGCUCUCAAGGAUUUGAGGUCUCAAAGAAGAAAAAAGGCUCUAGAGAUUUCUCAUCAGUGGUAUCAGUACAAGAGGCAGGCUGAUGAUCUCCUGAAAUGCUUGGAUGACAUUGAAAACAAAUUAGCCAGCCUGCCUGAACCCAAAGAUGAAAGGAAAUUAAAGGAAAUUGAUCGUGAAUUGCAGAAGAAGAAAGAGGAGCUGAACGCAGUGCAUAGGCAAGCUGAGGGCUUGUCUAAAGAUGGGGCCGCAAUGGCAGUGGAACCAACUCAGAUCCAGCUCAGCAAGCGCUGGCGGGAAAUUGAGAGCAAAUUUGCUCAGUUUCGAAGACUCAACUUUGCACAAAUUCACACAGUCCAGGAAGAGUCUGUGACCAUGAUGACAGAAGACAUGCCUUUGGAAGUUUCUUAUGUGCCUUCUACUUUACUGACUGAGAUCGCGCAUGUCUCACAAACCCUAUCUGAAUUGGAAGAACAACUUAAUGCUCCUGAUCUCUGUGCUAAAGAGUUUCAAGAUCUCUUUAAGCAAGAGGAGUCACUGAAGAAUAUAAAGGAUGCCCUGAAACAAAUCUCAGGUCAGAUUGAUGUUAUUAACAACAAGAAGACAGCAUCAUUGCAAAAUGCCACGCCUACACAAAAGGUGAAGCUUCAAGAUGCGCUCUCACAGCUCUAUUCCCAGUUGAACAGAGUUAACAAGACGUACAAGGAACGACAAGGGAGAUUUGACAGAUCUGUUGAAAAAUGGCGGCGGUUCCAUUAUGAUAUAAAGGUAUUUAAUCAAUGGCUAUCAGAAGCUGAACUGUUCUUCACGAAGACACAAAAUCCUGAGGAUUGGGACCAUGCCAAAUACAAAUGGUAUCUUAAGGAACUCCAGAAUGACAUUGGACAGAGGCGACCUGUUAUCGGAAUAUUAAAUGCAGCUGGAGAAGAAACUAUUCAACAGUCCUCCAAAACAGAUGCCACUAUAUUAAAAGAAAAAUUGGCAAGCCUGAAUCUACGGUGGCAGGAGAUCUGCAACCUGCUGGAAGAAAGAAAAAAGAGGCUAGAAGAACAAAGGAGUAUCGUGUUAGAAUUGCAAAGAGAUUUAAAUGAAUUUGUUUUUUGGUUGGAAGAAGCAGAUAAUAUUACUAGUACUCCAGUUGCACCUGGAAAUGAGAAGCAGCUGAAAGAAAAACUUGAACAAGUCAAGUUACUGAAGGAAGAGUUGCCCCUUCGCCAGGGAAUUCUAAGACAAUUAAACGAAACUGGAGGAAUAGUGCUUCUAAGUGCUCCCAUAAGCCCAGAAGACCAAGAUCAAAUUGAAAAUAAGCUCAAGCACACAAAUCUUCAGUGGAUAAAGAUUUCAAGGAAUUUGCCUGAGAGACAAGGAGAAAUUGAAGCUCACAUAAAAGACCUUGACCAGCUUGAUGAUCAAAUAAAUCAUCUGCUUCUAUGGCUCACUCCUAUUAGGAGUCGAUUGGAAAUUUAUAAUCAACCAUAUCAAACAGGACCGUUUGACAUUAAGGAAACUGAAGUAGUAGUUCAAGCUAAAAAGCCGGAUGUGGAAAGGAUUUUGUCUAAAGGGCAGAAUUUGUACAAGGAAAAACCAGUCACUCAGCCACUGAAGAAGAAGUUAGAAGAACUGAACUUGGAGUGGAAGGUGGUGAAUCAUUUACUUCAAGAACUGAGGUCGAAGCAGGCUGGUCCAGCCUCUGGACAGACCCCUGCUGGAGGCCCUCCGAGACAGACUGUUACUCUGGUGACACAGCCUGUGGUUACCAAAGAAACUGCCAUCUCCAAACUAGAAAUGCCAUCUUCCUUGAUGUUGGAGGUACCUGCUUUGGCAGAUUUCAACCGGGUUUGGGCAGAACUCACCGACUGGCUGUCUCUGCUGGAACGAGUUUUAAAAUCACACAAAGUGAUGGUUGGUGAUGUUGAAGACAUCAAUGAGACCAUCGGUAAACAGGAGGCAACACUACAGGACUUGGACCAGAGACGGCCCCAAUUGGAAGAACUCAUCACUGCUGCCCAGAAUUUGAAGAACAAGACCGGCAAUCAAGAGGCUAGAACAGUCAUCACUGAUCGAAUUGAAAAAAUUCAGAAUCAGUGGGAUGAAGUACAGGACCACCUUCACAACCGGAGACAACAAUUGAAUGAAAUGUUAAAGGAUUCAACACAAUGGCUAGAAGCCAAGGAAGAAGCUGAACAGGUCCUGGGGAAGGCCAGAGCCAAGCUUGAAUCAUGGAAAGAAGGCCCAUACACAACAGAGGCUAUUCAAAAGAAAACCAUCGAAACCAAGCAGUUGGCCAGAGACCUCCGCCAGUGGCAGAAAAACAUAGAUAUGGCAAAUGACCUGGCACUGAAACUUCUACAGAAUUAUCCAGCAGAUGAUACCAGAAAGGUUCACAUGAUAACAGAGAACAUCAAUGCUUCGUGGGGGAGCAUUCAAAAAAGAGUAAGUGAGAGAGAGGCUGCUUUAGAAGAAACUUACAGAUUGCGGCAGCAGUUCCCAUUGGACCUGGAAAAGUUUCUUGCCUGGCUUACAGAAGCUGAAACAACUGCCAAUGUCCUACAGGAUGCCACCCAUAAGGAAAGGCUCGUGGAAGACUCCAAGGGUGUAAGAGAGCUGAUGAAACAGUGGCAAGACCUCCAAGGGGAAAUUGAAGCUCACACAGAUAUCUAUCACAACCUGGAUGAAAAUGGCCAGAAAAUACUGAAAUCCCUGGAAGGUUCAGAUGAUGCUGUCCUGUUACAAAGACGUUUGGAUAACAUGAACUUCAAGUGGAGUGAGCUGCGGAAAAAAUCUCUCAACAUUAGGUCCCAUUUGGAAGCCAGUUCUGACCAGUGGAAGCGCCUGCAUCUUUCUCUUCAGGAACUUCUAGUGUGGCUGCAGCUGAAAGAUGACGAGUUAAGCCGCCAGGCUCCUAUUGGAGGCGAUUUUCCAACAGUUCAGAAGCAGAAUGAUGUCCACAGGGCCUUCAAGAGGGAAUUGAAAACGAAAGAACCUGUAAUCAUGAGUACUCUUGAGACGGUACGAAUAUUUCUGACAGAGCCACCUUUGGAAGGACUAGAGAAAUUCUACCAGGAGCCCAGAGAGCUGCCUCCUGAGGAGAGAGUCCAGAAUGUCACAAGGAUCCUACGAAAACAGGCUGAGGAGGUCAACACUCAGUGGGAAAAAUUGAACCUGCAUUCUGCUGACUGGCAGAGAAAAAUAGAUGAGGCCCUCAAGAGACUCCAGGAACUUCAGGAGGCAACGGAUGAGCUGGACCUCAAACUCCGUCAGGCAGAGGUGAUCAAGGGAUCAUGGCAGCCUGUGGGCGAUCUCCUCAUUGACACACUCCAAGAUCACCUCGAAAAAGUCAAGGCACUUCGAGGAGAUAUUGCACCUCUUAAAGAGAAUGUAAGUCACGUCAAUGACCUUGCUCGUCAACUCACCACAUUGGGCAUUCAACUAUCACCAUAUAAUCUAAACAUUCUUGAAGAUCUGAACACCAGAUGGAAGCUUCUGCAGGUGUCUGUUGAAGAGCGCAUCCGGCAGCUGCAUGAAGCCCACAGGGACUUUGGCCCCGCAUCCCAGCAUUUCCUUUCCACUUCUGUCCAGGGUCCCUGGGAGAGAGCCAUCUCGCCAAACAAAGUGCCCUACUACAUCAACCAUGAGACCCAAACAACUUGCUGGGACCAUCCUAAAAUGACAGAGCUCUACCAGUCUUUAGCCGACCUGAAUAAUGUCAGGUUCUCAGCUUAUCGGACAGCUAUGAAGCUCCGGAGACUGCAGAAGGCUCUCUGCUUGGAUCUCUUGAAUCUGUCAGCUGCCUGCGAUGCCUUGGACGAGCAUAACCUCAAGCAAAAUGACCAGCCUAUGGAUAUCCUGCAGAUCAUUAAUUGUCUGACCACCAUUUAUGAUCGCCUGGAGCAAGAGCACAACAAUCUGGUCAAUGUCCCACUCUGCGUGGACAUGUGUCUGAACUGGCUGCUGAAUGUUUAUGAUACGGGACGAACUGGGAGGAUCCGAGUCCUGUCUUUUAAAACUGGCAUCAUUUCUCUGUGUAAAGCACACUUGGAAGACAAGUACAGAUACCUUUUCAAGCAAGUAGCAAGCGCGACAGGACUUUGUGACCAGCGCAGACUGGGUCUUCUCCUGCAUGAUUCAAUCCAAAUACCAAGACAGUUGGGUGAAGUCGCAUCCUUCGGGGGCAGUAACAUUGAGCCGAGUGUCCGGAGCUGCUUCCAGUUUGCUAAUAACAAGCCCGAGAUCGAAGCGGCCCUCUUCCUGGACUGGAUGCGACUGGAGCCCCAGUCCAUGGUGUGGCUGCCUGUGUUGCACAGAGUAGCUGCUGCAGAAACAGCCAAGCAUCAAGCCAAGUGUAACAUCUGCAAGGAAUGCCCGAUCAUUGGAUUCAGGUACAGGAGUCUAAAGCACUUUAAUUAUGACAUCUGCCAAAGUUGCUUUUUUUCUGGUCGAGUUGCGAAGGGCCAUAAAAUGCAUUACCCCAUGGUGGAAUAUUGCACUCCGACUACAUCUGGAGAAGAUGUUCGCGACUUUGCCAAGGUACUGAAAAACAAAUUUCGAACCAAAAGGUAUUUUGCGAAGCAUCCCCGAAUGGGCUACCUGCCAGUACAGACUGUCUUAGAGGGGGACAACAUGGAAACUCCUGUUACUCUGAUCAACUUCUGGCCAGUAGAUUCUGCGCCUGCCUCGUCCCCUCAGCUCUCACACGAUGAUACUCAUUCACGCAUUGAACAUUAUGCUAGCAGGCUAGCAGAAAUGGAAAACAGCAAUGGAUCUUAUCUAAAUGAUAGCAUCUCUCCUAAUGAGAGCAUAGAUGAUGAACAUUUGUUAAUCCAGCAUUACUGCCAAAGUUUGAACCAGGACUCCCCCCUGAGCCAGCCUCGUAGUCCUGCCCAGAUCUUGAUUUCCUUAGAGAGUGAGGAAAGAGGGGAGCUAGAGAGAAUCCUAGCAGAUCUUGAGGAGGAAAACAGGAAUCUGCAAGCAGAAUAUGAUCGUCUAAAGCAGCAGCAUGAACAUAAAGGCCUGUCCCCACUGCCAUCCCCUCCUGAAAUGAUGCCCACCUCUCCCCAGAGUCCCCGGGAUGCUGAGCUCAUUGCUGAGGCCAAGCUACUGCGUCAACACAAAGGCCGCCUGGAAGCCAGGAUGCAAAUCCUGGAAGAUCACAACAAACAGCUGGAGUCACAGUUGAAUAGACUCAGGCAGCUGCUGGAGCAACCCCAGGCUGAGGCGAAGGUGAAUGGUACAACCGUGUCCUCUCCUUCUACUUCUCUUCAGAGGUCAGACAGCAGCCAGCCUAUGCUGCUUCGGGUGGUUGGCAGUCAAACUUCAGAAUCCAUGGGAGAGGAGGAUCUUCUCAGCCCUCCCCAGGACACAAGCACAGGGUUAGAGGAAGUAAUGGAGCAACUCAACAACUCCUUCCCUAGUUCGAGAGGAAGAAAUACCCCUGGAAAGCCAGUGAGAGAGGACACAAUGUAGGAAGCCUUUUCCAUAUGGCAGAUGAUUUGGGCAGAGCGAUGGAGUCCUUAGUUUCAGUGAUGACAGAUGAAGAAGGGGCAGAAUAAGUGUUUUACAACUCAUGAUUCCCGCAUGGUUUUUAUAAUAUUCAUACAACAAAGAAGAUUAGACAGUAAGAGUUUACAAGAAAAAAAUCUAUAUUUUUGUGAAGGGUAGUGGUACUAUACUGUAGAUUUCAGUAGUUUCUAAGUCUGUUAUUGUUUUGUUAACAAUGGCAGGUUUUACACGUCUAUGCAAUUGUACAAAAAAAAGUUAUAAGAAAACUACAUGUAAAAUCUUGAUAGCUAAAUAACUUGCCAUUUCUUUAUAUGGAACGCAUUUUGGGUUGUUUAAAAAUUUAUAACAGUUAUAAAGAAAGAUUGUAAACUAAAGUGUGCUUUAUAAAAAAAGUUGUUUAUAAAAACCCCUAAAAACACAGAGAUACAGACACACACCCACACACUUGCACACACACACGCGCACACACACACACACACACACACUUGGAGGCAACACAUUGUUUUGCAUCCUUUUAACAUAAUAUCCAUAAUUAAAGUCAUGGUUUUUCCUUUUCUUAAGUAUAAAAGAUAGGACUUCCUCUAACACCAUCAAAUGACUAUUUCCCGUUACCCUUUUUGGAGUUUUCGACUGAGUCGCUGUGGGGUUUCGUUUUAUACAUCUAUAUGUCUAUGAGUAUGUAAAUACUAUAGGUAUAUAGAAACAUUUCUGGAGACCUUUAAAUCUCUUGUUCAAAUGUUUUUUGCCACUUCUAGUGGAAAGAAAUUGCUUCUGGUCAUCCAAGCUUACCUGCUUGGUCUACAACGAAUUUUCCUGAGAGCCUAAUACCGGAAGGAAAUUACCACGUAAACAGCGUCUGAGGCUCCAGAUGUUUCUCAUUUUAAACUUUUCACUGACAACUACAACACUGAAUUUUUUUCAAGAAACAUGAAUGAGGACACAGGACUUAUUAUGUCAGAGUAAUUCAUUAGUUGAUAUAUUCAGCUUCUGCUGCUGGCAAUGCCUCUAUAUAGUUUUAAUGAUUCUUCAUUGGAAGUAAGAGCAUCAGAAGGCAUGUGAAACUUCUAAGCUGUGAGAGGAAUAGGGUAUGGCUGGAGGACGAUGAAGUCCCAGCUGACCCCAGGGAAAGAAAAAACCAUUCUUGAAGCAGCGGGUGGAUGUGUAUAAAGAUACAUAGAGAUCUUUAGAAUUACAAUGGAAUUAUUCUUCCCUCUUCUCACAGUCAAACAGCCAUAGAUUUUCUUCUUUAAAAGAUUUUAUUCCACUGCAGUGAAGUUUCAAAUUUCACAAGGCUUAAUUUGAAAAUAACUCUGGGGAAACCGUGUAAGACAGUAGUCCUAAUCACAUUGUGAGACUUUUUUAAGUAUUGGCUGAGAAGCCCAGGAACUGUUUCCCUCCUUUGCAUUACUCUACAAACAAUUCCAUGCAGGUUUGUGAGAGUGCAAAUUGAUUCAGAUGUUCUUGAUGGGUACUGUCAGAUGAAAGGUACUCUAAAGCCUUUUGAGGGGAUCAGGCAGGUUAAAUAUAUGAAUAAACAAAAAUCAUUCAAAAAGAAGAAACACUCAAGAGGACAAGCUAAGGACUGCUAGAAAAAGCUUUACUCUUUCAUUUCAUCUUAUUAGUCUUUGUUUUUUAAAAAUCAUUUUCCAGUAGAAAUCACUGUGUGACCUAUUUUGCAAAUCUGUUACCUCUUACAUCAAGUGUAAUUAACUUUUGGAGAGUGGAUUUUGUCCAUUGUUUCAUUAAUAAUAAUUAACAUCAAACAUGGCUUCUCAUGCUAUUUCUACCUCACUUUGGUUUUGGGGUGUUCCUAAUAAUUGUGCACACCUGAUUUCACAGCUUCACCAUCUGUCAAUUGUGUGAGCAUUUUCUCUAUUUUCUUUUUUCUUUAUAAUUUCCAAAAGAAAACCCAAAGUUCUAAGGUAACAAAUUAUAUAUGAUUUGGUUUUAGUCUUGGAUUUUUUCCAUUCUGUGAUGCUAGACUUCUACCCAGGAAUCUUUUUAACCACAACUUAAAACUAGGGAUUAUUUUACUUCCUACUAAGAAGUUUUGAGUUUUAUUCUUAAAUCAGAGGUAAAUAGAGUGCGUAAUUUUAAUCUUUUUGUUUUAUCUUUUAGACAUUAGUUCUGGAGUGAGUCUGUCAAAAUAUUUGAAUAAAAUUUGAGAGCUUUAUUGCUACAUCUUAAGCAUAAUUUGGACAUUAUUUCGUGUUCUUUAUAACCACUGAGUAUUAAAAUGUAAAUCAUAAUGUAACUGAAGUGUAAACAUCACAUGGCAUGUUACGUCAUUGUUUUCAGAUACUGGGUUCUCACUUGAGUAUCAUAAUAUAUUGUGUUUUAACACCAACACUGUAACAUUUACUAAUUAUUUUUUUAAACUUCAGUUUUACUGCAUUUUCACAACAUAUCAGACUUCACCAAAUAUAUGCCUUACUAUUGUAUUAUAUUACUGCUUUACUGUGUAUCUCAAUAAAGCACGCAGUUAUGUUACA